AUGAGACCGGUGGAUACAGAGCGUGGGGAGAAGGCACUAAGGUCCCUGCACUUUUUCUUAGAGCAGCGUGAGACUCUUACCUGGCUGGUGGCGGCCAUCCUGGCUGGACCCUUGGCCAUCUUCCGAGAGUACAGGUACGAGGAAAUCCCCUCCAUCAACCUGAGGAUUGAAGUGUGCUCCGAGAAGUGGCCUCACGGGAACAACCGCGACGGCACCAUCUACAGCCUCUCCAUGCUCCUCCUGCAGUACGUCUUGCCUCUGGGCAUCAUCAGCUAUGCCUACGUGCGCAUCUGGAUCAAGCUGAAGAACCACGUGAGCCCCUGUAGCCGCAGCGACAGCCACUACCGCCGGAGAAAGACUACCAAGAUGCUGGUGAUGGUGGUGGUGGUCUUCGGGGUGUGCUGGCUGCCCUUCCACGUGUUCCAGCUGGCCAGUGACCUGGACCUGAUCAUGAAGUUUGAGGAGUACAAGCUCCUCUACACGGUGUUCCACGUGAUCGCCAUGUGCUCCACCUCCGCCAACCCGCUGCUCUACGGCUGGAUGAACAAAAACUACCGCAAUGGCUUCCUCAUGUUCUUCCGCUGCGAGCACAAGCCCGAGGCCAUCCACCUGGAGUGCUCGAUGAGGACCAGGCUCAACACCUUCCAGACCGUGACGCUGAACGGCAGUCACAAGUGGGGCGCCAGCAAUGGCCAGCCUCCCACAGCUGUUUAGGCUUUGUAAAGCUGAGGGAUCAGUGGCUUGAAACCUGGUUCCAGGUAACCGGGAGACCUAGUUUGAGGCAGCUUUGCUGUAUUAAACCCCAAGUCUCCCUUGGUGUGCCAUGCAGUGGCCUCUGAAACUAAGUCUUCUGAAACCAAGUUCCAAGCUACAAAGUGGCUUUGUGUUCCCUCAGCUUAAUAUUCUUUGAAAAGCAGCAUUCUGAUGAAGAAAAAAAUGUUAAAAUGCUAGAAGCAUCUUCAUCUCAUCAGUAUAAUCAUCUCACUUUCAAUGGACGUUGAUUUUAAGUGUGCUGUACAACGCUGAUUUGGUUCUACAUUGCAGUUUUAUUUGAUGUGUCACUUGUUUUUAUUAUCAUUAGAUUUCUCUUCUACUCUUUCUACUUCCAUCAUCCUGGCCCUUGGCAUUCUAUUUUAUUUUUUCCCCAUGUGUUUAUUUUAAUCAAAUGUCUAUUUCUGUCUUUCGUUUUUCUUCCUUGGUAGGGCCAUUAGCAGUGAUGAACUGAGACAGUGCUUUAGGCCAUGGGUACCAGACAAGAUCCACCUCGUUCGAACACAGUGCCUUCAUUGUUUCUAGAAAUGUAUGCUGUCCGCCUUUUAUUGAUUUGCAUAGCUGUGUGGGUGAGUUUGGUUAUUUGUCAUUCUGCUCGCCUCUGAUCCCUGCCUAGCUCUGAUCUUCUUCCAAGUAUUCGGGAUGUGUUAACCUCUCCUGGGGGUGAUGUUCCUGAAGCAUGCAUGUGGGACAGAGACAAGCCUACGCCAGGGCGUAUCUGUUUCCACGGCCAAGCACCAGAGAAUCUCAUCCAGGACACAGUCCCUUCAUCCUUUGGCUGGUUCUUCUGAGGGGAUGGUUUCUCAGUUUACUCAUCGACAAGCUGAAUAACAGAAGAGCUGGAGAAUAUUCUGAAAGAAAACAAACUAAAUUAAAUGGACCACAAAAAAAAAGGACCACAAAUGUACAAGGUGUUUCAUUCUCAGACAAAUGACCCCGAAGUGUGAUAGCACUGUUCUCAGAUUCAUUUUUCAUAGUGCCAAAGUAGGGGUCAUGUUUAGUUACACUCUGCAGUCAGCAGAGUCAUGCAGAAGCUAUUAGCGUCUGUCAUUCCUCCCCUGCUUGACAGCACAAUUAUCAUUAUAAUCUCAUGGAAAAAAAGGCUUUGGAAAGACGUAAAAAAAAAAAAAAAAUCCAAACUGUAAACUAAAAACGAAAUGCAUUUGUUUGUAUAAGUAAAACCCCCCUGACUGUUUCUGAUUUCCAUUUGAAAUAUUUUGUAUUUAUUUUGUUUAUAUAUAUAUUGUACUUGCUUCACUCAUAAUAGGAAUCUACAAAAGGAACUCCUUCUUCGAAAUGAUUAUAUGAGCGUUUGAUGUUUCUGUAUUUUUAAUAAAGGAUAUGAAUUGGACCAGUGCUCUGGGUUUCGUACAGCAACACCACACCUGUUCUGUUUAUAAAAUACAUGCAGAGUGAGUAAACCAUGCUUUGAAACAUGCCUUGUACUGUAUAUGUUCCAGUGUAUGGAAAGCACUUAGAAAUGUCAAUAAAUGUUAAAAU
Messenger RNA from Acipenser ruthenus (sterlet), 2271 nucleotides. Its product is annotated as neuropeptide Y receptor type 2-like. Bases 1 to 714 code for a protein of 237 amino acids. Lineage: Eukaryota; Metazoa; Chordata; Actinopteri; Acipenseriformes; Acipenseridae. The record is from RefSeq and is a predicted model, not a curated record. The transcript is spliced from 2 exons. Gene Ontology annotation, molecular function: neuropeptide Y receptor activity. Gene Ontology annotation, cellular component: membrane. Gene Ontology annotation, biological process: G protein-coupled receptor signaling pathway.